Messenger RNA from Xyrauchen texanus (razorback sucker), 3245 nucleotides. RefSeq names its product C3a anaphylatoxin chemotactic receptor-like. Gene Ontology annotation, biological process: positive regulation of cytosolic calcium ion concentration; phospholipase C-activating G protein-coupled receptor signaling pathway; complement receptor mediated signaling pathway. NCBI's taxonomy places the organism in Eukaryota, Metazoa, Chordata, Actinopteri, Cypriniformes, Catostomidae. Gene Ontology annotation, molecular function: ATP binding; G protein-coupled receptor activity; complement receptor activity. The record is from RefSeq and is a predicted model, not a curated record. Gene Ontology annotation, cellular component: plasma membrane. The transcript is spliced from 4 exons. The coding region runs from base 139 to 1605 and encodes 488 amino acids.
CCUUCUACAUUUACAUUUACAUUUAUGCAUUUGGCAGACACUUUUAUCCAAAGCGACUUAAAGUGCCCUUAUUAAAGGGACAAUCCCCCUGGAGCAACCUGGAGUUAAGUGCCUUGCUCAAGGACACAAUGGUGGUGGAUGUGGGGCUCGAACCAGCAUCCUUCUGAUUACCAGAUUACCAGUUAUGUGCUUAGACCACUACACCACCACCACACCACCUUCUACCCUGAGGAGGUGUCUUCCAGGGUCUUCACUAAAAUUAAGGAAAUUUCAGAGGCAUAUCUGGGCAAGACUGUAUCAAAUGCAGUCAUCACAGUGCCAGCUUACUUUAAUGACUCUCAGCGCCAAGCCACCAAGGUUGCCGGGACCAUUGCUGGCCUUUAUAUCCUGCAUAUUUUCAACGAACCAACAGCAGCUGCCAUUGCAUAUGGAUUACACAAAAAGCUACCAGUUGUUCAUGCAAAGAGAUUGUUGUGGGCUUUCAUAACACACACCCGAAGAGAGAAAGAAGGAAAGCAAGAAAGACAGAAAAUGGUGAACACCACUUUGGGACCUCAAAAUGCGACCAGAAACCCAACAAACAAUUCCACAGGCUUGUCAAGCCUUAAUAUCUUCAUUAUAUGCAUGUAUUUUGUCAUCUUUGCUGUUGGUAUCAUUGGAAAUGGGCUCGUCAUAUUUGUGACUGGCUACAAAAUGAAGACGACGGUCAACUCCAUUUGGUUUCUCAACUUGGCGAUUGCAGACUUCAUCUUCAUUUUAGUCCUGAUUCUCAAUAUUGUAACUGCCUUUUACAAGAACGCUUGGCACUUCGGUGACUUCACGUGCAAGUUUGUCUCCUUUGUGGCGGUGCUAAACAUGUUUGCAAGCAUUUUUUUACUGACAGGUAUCAGUCUGGACCGAUGCUUGUGCACAUGGGUGAUUGUGUGGGCUCAGAAUAAACGGACUCUUGUCAAAGCCAGGAUUAUCUGCACAUUUGUGUGGUUUUUAUCAAUCGCCUGCAGCAUCCCUUUUGUCAUCUAUCGCAAAGUAAACGAAGAAAAUGAAAUUGAAUACUGCUCCUUUAAAGCCAGCACAGAUAUCUUAAAGUCUCUAACCACGUACAGGUUUGUGGUGGGGUUCCUCAUCCCCUUCCUGAUCAUUGCAUCUUCAUACUUAGCCAUUGGAGUACGGGCCAAACGCCUCAAAAGAGGAACGCAACAUAAACCUUUCAGGGUCAUUAUAGCUGUGAUUAUGGCCUUUUUCAUAUGCUGGUUUCCUUUCCAUGUUCAACAAUUGUGUUACAUUAGUGCAGUGCAGAAUAAUUUGAGGGUUACAAAUACAACUGAAAUCUCAUUGAGCUUACUUACCUGCCUGGCUUAUCUAAACAGCUGUCUGAACCCCAUUCUUUAUGUGUUCAUGUGUGAGGAGUAUAAGCAGAAGCUUAAACAGUCCUUGCUGCUGGUGCUCGAAUCGGCUUUUGCAGAAGAACAUCUAGGCUUCCAAUCAACUCGCUUCUCCACUUGUUCACGCCUCUCAGAGACACAAGGUGCUAAGCAAAUGACACCACCAUCUGCUCCACUGCCAGUGGCCUGGACAAAACCAGCCUUUAAAAACAUCAGUAUAUGAGUAAUUGGAAAACAUGUAUUCUUCCUUUAAUACUGAGGAGUCAGCCAUCUAAAAAGCAUAUCUACAAGCACUCCUCUUUUGAUGCCUUGAUUGAAACAUAGGAAAAAUUAGGUUAAAUGUUAUGGAAUAUUAUAUUUAAUCAUCCAGUUAAUCCAUUUUUGAUAAUGUGUAAUCAAUGUACUACAAAUAACUGCGUUAUGUAUGUUAUUCAAUAUGUUAGAUAUUUAAUCAUUCAUUUAUUGAUUGAAAUAUAAUUUACUCCAUUUAAUAAUCAAGUGUUGUAUGACCCAAAGGGUGUGGGGAAAUGUGUGGGGAUACUAAAAGGAUAAUUUAAUGUUGUAAUAAGAGCAGAGCUGGCUUUCCAUCUGUAACAGGGUGUAGGGCGGGGCCGGGUCGUGAUUCUACACACCCUGCCCCUUAUCAGGCUAAUCAAGCCUCCGAGAGGGAUAAAGGCCAACUGUGGACGGUGGGGCAACAGAGAGAGAGAGAGCAUUUACGGGCAGCUGUCUGACAUAUGUGUGUGUUUGUGUCUUUUGGUUCAGUUUUAUAUUAAAAAUAUAAUUUAUAUUGUCAAGCCAGAUCUCGCCUCCUCCUUUCCAUGAAUCCCCUUAACGCUGGUGCCGAAACCCAGGGAUACUCCAUUGUGGAGUUCUCGCCGCUACCAUCCACCACAACGGAGCAGCCUCAGCCAUCUGCCGGUGGAGGGAGGAGCCCGGCCGCCUGGAAGCGGAGGAACAGCUGCCGACCGCGAGGGGAGAAGUGGCUCCUAGCCGACCACCUGGAGUGGUCAGGGCCACUGCCAGGGGCAGGGGGAGACCCCUACCAGCCGCUAAACGUGGCGGGGUUAAGAGUGGACCGCGAGGGGAGAAGUGGCUCCUAGCCGACCACCUGGAGUGGUCAGGGCCACUGCCAGGGGCAGGGGGAGACCCCUACCAGCCGCUAAACGUGGCGGGGUUAAGAGUGGACCGCGAGCGGGGAGGGACUCCCGGCCGACCACCUGGAGCGGGAGAACCGCUGCCAGGGGCCAGGGAGACCCCUUCUGUUCCCUGAGAAUGCGGCGGGGUGUUCCGUCCGCCAGGGUCCGGAGGACUGCCUCUGAUCCGACCGGGGAGGCACGGCUGUCGUCCGUUAGAGGUUGGAGGAGUGGCCGAGGUCCAAGCUAUGGCGUAUCGGAGAACAAGUGACUACAUUUUUGUUUCUCUCUCUUUCCCACUGCCGCUCCGUGUUGGCCUUUUCCCUCUCUUUUAAAUUUUACAGGCUAAUAAGCCUCCGAGAGGGAUAAAGGCUGACUGCGGAUGGUGGUGCGACAGAAAGCGAGAGUGUUUAUGGGCAGCUUUUGGUUUAAGUUCAUAAUUAAAUAUAAUUUAUAUUGUCAAGCCUGUUCUUGCCUCCUCCUUUCCAAUAAUCCCUUUACACCAUCAUUGAAGCAAGCUGGGUUCAAGGGUGACCAACUAGAAGGGAGACGGUGAAGAUGAACCUAUCGAGGCAUCAGAUGAUUUCAUUGGAUGAAGAGGCCAUCACUCAAAGUGAUACGGGGGAACAGAAGCUAUAUAAAAAAAUGUAUGAUUCUUAAGUGUAAUUUUAGAUGCUCCAUGGACCACCUCAGCUUUGUUACUCUGUAAUAAAGGUCUAUUUUUGGU